Hydractinia symbiolongicarpus is the source of this 1536-nucleotide messenger RNA. Its product is annotated as DNA repair protein RAD51 homolog A-like. NCBI's taxonomy places the organism in Eukaryota, Metazoa, Cnidaria, Hydrozoa, Anthoathecata, Hydractiniidae. Gene Ontology annotation, molecular function: double-stranded DNA binding; ATP-dependent DNA damage sensor activity; ATP hydrolysis activity. Gene Ontology annotation, cellular component: condensed nuclear chromosome. Gene Ontology annotation, biological process: DNA strand invasion; chromosome organization involved in meiotic cell cycle; double-strand break repair via homologous recombination. The record is from RefSeq and is a predicted model, not a curated record. The coding region runs from base 253 to 1263 and encodes 336 amino acids. The transcript has a single exon.
UAUGUUUAAAAAACCACCUUGUGCAUCUGGAUACUUUCUGCAUUUGCCACGCAUGCACUUAAAUCUAAUCGUAAAGCCUCAUUUUCCCUUAAAAUUUUGAGGCAAUGUAUAGGAUGUACCAAUUUUUGACUAGCAGACAUUGUUUAUUAAUUAAAUUGUAAUUUUUAAGACUACGAAGUAGCUUUUGUGCAUGUAAUUUUUCAUCAUUUGUUGAUUUUUUUACUUUUUUCCUAGUUCAAUUUUAUAUACAAAAUGGCUACAGCAAUGCAAGAACGACAAGGAGAAGAAGAAGAAGAAGAUUGUGGUCCAAUAUUAGUGAGUAAGCUUGAACAACAUGGAAUAAGUACAAGUGAUAUAAAAAAGCUGUCUGAAGCUGGGUUUUAUACAGUCGAAUCCUUAGCAUACACGCCAAAGAAGACAUUGUUAGCUAUCAAAGGAAUAAGUGAAGCAAAAGCUGAUAAAAUAUUGAAUGAAGUUGUUAAAUUAGUACCCAUGGGUUUUACUACUGCCACUGAAUUUCAUCAGAAGCGCUCUGAAAUUAUUCAAGUUACAACUGGUUCAAAAGAAUUGGAUAAAUUAUUACAAGGUGGUAUAGAAACUGGAUCUAUUACUGAAAUAUUUGGCGAGUUUAGAACUGGUAAAACACAAUUGUGUCAUCAGCUAUGUGUUACCUGUCAGCUACCUGUAGAUUGUGGUGGUGCUGAAGGUAAAGCCAUGUAUAUUGACACAGAGGGCACAUUUCGUCCUGAACGUUUGUUGGCAGUUGCUGAAAGAUAUGGCUUAAAUGGACCUGAAGUGCUUGAUAAUGUUGCUUAUGCACGUGCAUAUAACUCUGACCACCAAACCCAGUUACUUAUACAUGCAUCAGCAAUGAUGUCAGAAUCUAGAUAUGCGUUAGUUAUUGUUGACAGUGCUACCGCUUUAUACCGAACAGAUUAUUCUGGUAGAGGCGAAUUGUCUGCUAGGCAAAUGCAUUUGGCACGUUUUUUGCGCACAUUACUUCGACUUGCUGACGAAUAUGGUGUUGCUGUUGUGAUGACAAAUCAGGUUGUUGCACAAGUUGACGGAGCUUCAAUGUUUCAAUCUGAUCCUAAAAAGCCAAUUGGUGGACACAUUAUGGCUCAUGCAUCAACAACAAGACUGUACCUUCGAAAAGGACGUGGUGAAACUAGAAUCUGUAAAAUAUACGAUUCACCAUGUCUGCCUGAAGCUGAAGCAAUGUUUGCAAUAAAUCCAGAUGGUAUUGGUGAUUCUAAAGACUAAAUAUACUUUUGUUUCUUGUGUUUAGUCACUUUAAAGGGUUCUUAAGUAGGUCUUGUGACGUAAAGAUACUGCUAAAUCAUGUCUAUAUUUCACUUUUUGUACAUAGUCUAUAAACUGGUUUGCUGUGUUUUAUUGGUUUUGUUUAUGUAAAAUUAAUGGCAAUUUUUUUAAAAACUCUUUUAUGCUUAUAUAGUUGUUUGAGGCAUGAAAAUUACUUUAGUAUAUGGCUGUUUUGUGCCUUUAAGCAAAUAUUUUUAAGAAAAUGUUGUUACA